AUGAAAUCUGGAGGCGGCGCAAGGAAGAAGGGCGACGGGGACGGCAUGGUGUCGGCGGGGACCCAGAUGCUCGAGACGGAAGGACCGGCGGCGGGGGAAAUACAGAAAGGGAAUAUGCACGUGGAGGCCGGAGAAGAAGCGGCGGAAGCUGUUGGAGGGGACGGGCAUGGGGCUUUACCCGGUGAAGAAGAGGAGCAGGAUGACGAGGGGGGUGAGGACACGGAUGGGGAGGAGGAAGAAGAGGAUGGAGAAGAGGAGCGCCCCAAGCUAGAGGACGGUUUCUACGAGAUCGAGGACAUCCGGAAGAAAAGGAUGCGCAAGGGCCAGCUUCAAUACCUCAUCAAGUGGUGGGUCUUCCUUCUUCCUCCUUCCAUUCUCCCAACAGAUUUUGUACAGCCUCCUCAGUUUUCCAAUCGUUCUGAACCUGCCGAUCGUUUCUUCUUUUUUCUCUUGCUGUUGGUGCUCCCGCCCAUUCUUUGUCCUCUACCCGCUUAUGCCUCUACCGUUUGCUGGUCGUCAGGCGGGGCUGGCCGGAGACCGCCAACACUUGGGAACCCUUCGAUAAUGUAAAGUCCUGUGCCGAUAUCAUCGAGGCAUUUGAGGAGAGGUAGCUCUCUCUCUUCAUCCUCCUUUACGUACGUCCAUAAUCUGCCAUAGGUCUCUCUUCCUGUUCUUCUGCGUGCCCACGAAUAGAUUGUUAACGCUUCCCCUGCAAUAUGCCGAACUGGCCAACGUUUAACAUAGGCACAAGGUCCCGAGGGCCACUAGGAAGCGGAAGCGGAAGGGCUCGGGAUCUUUAUCUAUCGGCAGAAAGAAGCGGGACAGUGGCAAAAAGCAAGGGGAUGAUACCGUGGCUUCCUCACGAGAAAAGGUUAAAUCCAAGGCCCCUGACUUGCAUAACAUCAAUGGUUAUGUUAGUGGUGUUGGCCCUUCAGAGACUGGCGGUGCUAAAGGAUCAUUAGUAGGUGGAGGAGAGGAUCGUGGCGGCGAGGGUAAUACAAUGCAUGUGGAUAGCAAACCGAAUGGGGAUGACCGUGAGCAAAAAGAGAAGACGGAUCAUAACAAGGAACCUGGUUCCAUCAAACUGGGUGGACUGGAUUCUACAGAGGAAGGCGCUGGGCCCGUCUCCAUCAACUUGCGCCUUGAAGAGGAUAGGCUUUCCAAAAUUGAAUCCUUGGCCCAACAUCAGAGUGGGGCCCGAUUUACUGGAGCGAAAAAGAGGAAAUCUGGUUGCAUUAGGCGGUUCAAGCAAGAUGCUUCUGACUAUGCUAGUAGUUCCCAGAGUUUAGUAACCAGAAGCAUGAAUAAAUGUCCUACAAUGGGUGAAAAGAUGGGAAAUGAAGAUGCUGUUCCCACAGGAGUUGAAGCUGGUGAUAAGUACCGAUCGGAUGGUUCCACAAGGAAAGAUGCUUUGAUGAAGAUCCUUAAAACUGUCGCAUGCUCCGCUUCCAUAUCCAAUGAUGUCCAGGACGUGUCUGUUACAUUUGUUGCCCUAAGGUUUAGAUUCUCUUCCUCUCAACUUUUAAUAUUUUUUCCUGUAGUUCGGUCAGAUUUCAUUAUCUAUUCGUCUCAUUUAUUUUUCUAUUUAGGAUUCCUCGUUCCCACUUAAAGACUACUUUUAACAAGUGGAGAUAGUGAUUGAAUCGGUGAUAAUGCUAUCAAGACUACGUAAAGACUACUUCACAGUGCCUAGCUGUUACUUUAUAAUUCAUUCUUUGCUCAGAUGCUGAUUGAAUCGAGGUGCACAGCGUCUUGUUAAUGUUAGUGAUAAAAAUAAAGCCAUGGCCUACCGGUUUACUGCUUAAGCAUCACUUCAUAGCCCGGGUGAGAUGUUGUUUUUAUCAAAUAUUUAAUUAAAAUGCGGAUAACAUCAAAAUUUUCCAUUAAAAUGGAAUUUGACUCAAUGACAUUCUUGAAUAAUUUAUGCUUUAUUAUAAAUGUAAAAAAACAAACGAAUACCUUAUUACUCCACCUUUUGUGGAAAAAUAAUCAAACAAACCAUUCUAUGUUCAUAAUAAUUCUUUUGGAUCAACUUCUUAAAUUCAUUCUUGUACUGCUUAUUUUGCUGUAUGCUAAACUGCAUGCUAUCAAUCAUAGUUUUUUGUGCCGUUGAUUUCAUUAUGCACAUAGACUUGAGUUCAUUUUUUAUAUUUUUCUUAUAUUACUUGUUUCCCUCGUUAAAUUUGUUUUGACCGAUUACUGCCCUUGGGAAUAGGUAAUUUUUCCAUCUCAUGUAUUUAGUUUUGUUGAGAGUUUCCAAAUGCCUGCUCCAGGUGAGGUACAAAGUUACUACUACACCCGCUUUGACCUGUUGAAUGCCUUCUGUGCAUGCUAGCCCAGGGAUGCCGAUUCCUCGCGGUCUUAUGGUGCCAUGUCGCCUUGUUAGUGUCUAAAGGACGCAUGGACAAUGCCUUAGAAUUAUGAUUUACCCCCCAUCCUAUGUUGCAGAAUGUAAUUGCUUAACCGUUGUGCAUCUCUCUAUUCGGUCGCAGUAAGGAAUUCCUUUAUUUCUCAUUGAGGACACUUCACAGUAACACUGAAAGAUAGUCGGAGCACUGUCAAACGCACUAAGCAGUCUUGGAAUCUUGGAAUUAGAUUAUAAUUUCUCGAGUGGAUGGGGAAUUCUAGGUUCAAAGUCAUGGCCUUUUAGAGCAGAUCCAUUGGUCGCUCUUCUGCUUCCAAGAAAAAUAGGAGGAUAGGACCAUUUUCUAGCUUUCUACUGUUUCUUGUAGUGCUUCCUUUCCGCAUCUUUACAAAAAAAUUCUUGUUCAUUGGUUUGACACAUCUAAAGCACGUGGUAUGAUGUGAAGAUACAUUUUCCCCCAUGAGUCUUCUGCCUUGGAGGUCACCCGAUGACGAGUUUUAUUUAUGCGGUGCUGUCAUGCAUUCCCGAGCAGGUGAGUGUAUUUAAGACAAGUUUUCAAAAUGUACAGCAUAUGAGCACUUUCUCCAAGUAUAAAACGCUUGAAAAAUCAAUAUUACCAUGUUCGUAAUGCACUUACGCGUCCAAAAGUAAUUAAGUAUGAUGCAGAAAUGAUCUCUUUUGAAUACUGUUGUAUAGUAACCAAGCAGUUUGGCGAGAAACUGAAAACAUGGAAUGUAAAUUUUAAUUAAAGGCAUAGUUUCGAUGGCAUCUCCCGGUGCCAUUGAAAUAAUGUAAAUAUGAUUGUCGAAUUAUGUGUUUAUAUGACGUGCUGGUGGGAUUGAGCUUUGUUGCACUUAUACAGAGGGGCAUCAAAUUAAUAGAUGCAGGUUAUGGGCGAGCCUUCUCAGUCAUCAUCUAAUGGUUGUAUCCUAGAAUCUUUCAUGCCCUCAGCUGAAAAAUAUGUUUUUCCUUCAGGAAUCCUUUUGAUUGUUGGAGUGUGGAACUCGGCCCUUUUCUCCCUCUGCACAUUAAGGGGACACAUCACAUGUGUGCAUUACAAUCCCCUCAAAAUCGCAAACUUAGCUCACCCAUCAACAUAGGUAAAGAACUGUACAUGUAAAAAUCCGUUUGCUCGCAUGUAGCUUCCCUCCUCUCUACCGUCUCCUAUGGAUUGUAGGAUUGUUUUCCUAACCAUGGAUCCAUAUUGGGCGUCUAGUUGAUCUUUGGUUGCAGUAGCAAUCGUAUUCUUGGAAAUCCUGUUCUCUUUUUUACUCACCUUCCUUUAUCAAUUUCUCUUUCGAAGUCUUCAGCUUUGGAUGCUUUAUAGGCCUUAGAAGUUUAUGCUUCUAGUCUCGUAUUUGCAGGAAAAAACCAACCUUCUCACCAGGUGGUUCAACACUGUUUCACCUGGCAGUCUUUUGGGUUGCAUGCUCUUAAGAUUUUCGUGUAGAAUUCGCGAUGUGGUGCAUCCAAUAGGGUUAUAGCGCGUCUGUAAUGUGAUUCUCUACUGUGGGAAUUUCUCAUCUUCAAAUUGCAAUCGUUUCCCCCUGUUUUCUUUCUUGUCUCCGUGGUUUUCAAAUUCAUGGUUCUGAUGUCUUUAAGAUUCAGUGCAUUUCCGUCAAGUGUUAUAGUCCAGAACUGUUGCUAAAAUCCGGAUUAAAGAUGUGAUUGGCGAUAAAGUUCUCCUUGUUACGAGAUAUAGUUGAUUGGUGAAAAUGAAGCAGCAAGUAACAAGAACCAAGAUGGUGCCCCCGUUGGGUCCACCUGUGGGAUGCCAAUCAAAUAGGCCUGGUAAUUCUGCUAUUCAUGUGUUUUUGUCUGAUUGGAUAUCAGUACCCAAAAAUCUGAAGAAAACAUGUUGGGAAUUGGGAAUUGUGGUGUUGUGGUGUCAAGAUGUAACAUCUUGCUGGCAGAUUUAAAAUUGCUCCUCUAGAGUUUGUUUUGGGGCCUUGAAAUUGGGUUUGCUUGCCCUGAGUUGCGCAACUUUUUUUACCGUCCGAUAGAAAAACUAGACCUCUGUGAGUGUGCGGCCGGACUGUUGUUCUUCGUUUUCAUAAUCCAGAAGAGGAGAUGAGUUUUAAAAGGGCGAAUUGUCAUAAAGAGGUGGUGGCAGUAACGGGGAGCAGUUAGAAAGACCUCUCUGUAGAUUGCCUGUUUGGUUCUUUUGUCUCCACCACCCACUGUCUCCUGAGAUUAAAGCCACAGGGGGCUUUCUGCGGGACCCGUCAUCUUGAGCACAUCCUAAAUCCCCUCGGGGACGCGCGCACUGCGUCGGAGGUUUGUUCGCUACAAUUCUUCCCCUGAGGUUUCGAUGUUCCUGUACGCGAUCCGUUUGAGGGCAUCUGCGGCGGCUGGUAUUUGAGGCCUCGUGGUCGCAAGUUUACCUCACCACCCUGCUGUGUUACUUGCGAUCGCCGUUCGAGAGCAUCUGUGGCAGUGGUUAUUUGAGGGUUGUGCUAACAAUGGCGCUCUUGAUUUAGACUCUGCAGAUGUUUCGCGACGUGGCGAUGCCUCUGAGUGGGAGGAUGCUAAAGCCAAUACUCCGUUCUCUUUCUGCAUUCUGCCUGCCCUUAGAUAGUUGUUGACGGCGGCGCUUUUGCAGGUCGGACGGGAGGGAAGUCCAAGUCGACAACGAGUUCCUGAAGGCUCAUUACCCUGCGAUGGUACGUAGCGACGGCCGACCCUAUCUAUUAUCGCGUCCGUGUGCCCAUCUCCUGGAUUAUUAGGGCCGUCAAAUCUAGGGAAUGUGACGUGUGCUGGUUUGCCUGAUAGCUGAUUGACUUCUACGAACAGCACCUCCGCUUCGGCUCCUCGUAA
Spirodela intermedia is the source of this 5182-nucleotide messenger RNA. NCBI's taxonomy places the organism in Eukaryota, Viridiplantae, Streptophyta, Magnoliopsida, Alismatales, Araceae. The record is from the annotation of a GenBank genome assembly.